This is a messenger RNA of Penicillium angulare, 474 nucleotides long. RefSeq lists its product as uncharacterized. The coding region runs from base 1 to 474 and encodes 157 amino acids. The record is from RefSeq and is a predicted model, not a curated record. The transcript is spliced from 2 exons. Lineage: Eukaryota; Fungi; Ascomycota; Eurotiomycetes; Eurotiales; Aspergillaceae.
AUGUUUGGACUUACAACUGCCGCUGCUGCUAAAUAUAUAACCCUAGCUCCUAAGCAGACUGAUCCAGAUCAUAUUCCUGGACUUCUCGAUAUAUCUGUCAAAGAAUAUGCUGAUUGGCAUCAGUUAUGGGUGAGCAGUGAGACCUUAAGGGAAAGUAUUCAGAAUGCCCGCGAUAUGGCCUCUGUACCAGGCUUCCGUGCCGUAGAGGAGUGGGAGGACGCAUGUGAUUACCGCCUUUCGAAGCGCCGCCGCUGGGGGGCCGGCUCUGGUUCUUGCGAGGUUGCGGAUGUGCUGGGCCACCGCCCUAGCUUUUGCUGUGCGGACGGCGACGUAUCUGCGCCAGGUGAGUCGGCGGUUGAAGUGGACCCCAAGCCAACACAGGGCCGGCUGUUGCCCCUCUUUCUUGGGGGUGGAGAUUGGGUGUAUAGUGAGUGUCUCGUUCACCACUACUGGGGGCUUACUGGAGGCCCGUGA